AUGUCAUCCACCGCCACAGUCACAGUCGCGGCCUCUUCUUCCUUGAAUGUGGGAAACGGCAAGGAUGGUAAGCCGAAGAGACUCCACCAGAUCCCCCAGUUUCAGACUAAGGAGGAGACGAGGCGUUGGCAGCUGGAACAGAUGACCGGUGCGUUCCGCAUCUUUGCCAAGCUCGGAUUUGCAGAUGGAGGAAGCGGUCACAUCAGCCUAAGAGACCCCGUUCGGCCAGAUACCUUUUGGAUCAACCCAUACGGGGUCCAUUUUGGCCUGCUAACCGUCUCCGAUAUGGUUCAUAUUGAUGAGGACGGCAACCGAAUUGGUGGUGGAGAGAAGCCCGUUAACACGGCGGGCUUCAUUAUCCAUGCCGCCAUCCACAAGCGGCGUCCAGACAUCAAUGCCGCCUGUCACCUCCAUAGCCCAUAUGGUCGAGCCUGGUCAACAUUCGGAAAGCCCAUUGACAUGCUCAACCAGGAUUCAUGCAUGUUUUACAAAGACCUUGCGGUUUAUGGCAGCUUCGGUGGCGUGGUCUUCGCUAAAGAGGAGGGUGGCCGCAUCGCUGAUGCCCUUGGUGCCGCUAAGAACAUCAUCCUGCAAAAUCAUGGCUUGUUAACAGCGGGUGGGACUAUUGGCGAGGCGGCGGCAUUUUUCAUUGCUUUGGAGCGAGCUUGCCAGACUCAAUUACUCGUUGAGGCUGCCAUGACUCCUAAUGGCACCCAGCUCAAGAAGUCUCUGGUCAGCGACGAGGAGGCACAAUAUACGAAGGAUGGCACUGGAACUCCUGAGGUGAUGUAUAUGCAGUUCGAGCCAGAGUAUCAGUUGAUCUUGAAGGAGACCAGGGGGGACUUUCUUCAAUAA
This is a messenger RNA of Fusarium keratoplasticum, 855 nucleotides long. RefSeq names its product Aldolase-II domain-containing protein. Gene Ontology annotation, molecular function: actin filament binding. The transcript has 2 exons. The record is from RefSeq and is a predicted model, not a curated record. Bases 1 to 855 code for a protein of 284 amino acids. Gene Ontology annotation, cellular component: cytoskeleton. NCBI's taxonomy places the organism in Eukaryota, Fungi, Ascomycota, Sordariomycetes, Hypocreales, Nectriaceae.